Molecule: messenger RNA, 611 nt
Organism: Cynara cardunculus var. scolymus (artichoke)
Lineage: Eukaryota; Viridiplantae; Streptophyta; Magnoliopsida; Asterales; Asteraceae
Product: protein NUCLEAR FUSION DEFECTIVE 6, chloroplastic/mitochondrial-like
Exons: 4
Coding region: 43-339 (98 amino acids)
Cellular component (GO): mitochondrion
Source: RefSeq, a predicted model, not a curated record
CGCAUUCAGAUCCAAUUUCCACAGGAGAUAAAAGGUAUCAAGAUGACCGGCGCCGCCGCUGCCAGAUCGUUUUUACGGUCAACUUCCGUCCGUAAUGCCGCCGCUAGAAUCUCCUCUGAAGCCAAAUGCAAAGGCGCCCCCUCUCCCUCUCCCUUUCGCUUUUCAACCACAAAACCUCUUUCUCAUCGCAUUUUCAGGUGUCCAGUUGAAAUGAGCGUUUGCUUGGAAACGAUGCAACCGUUUCAUACAGCUACUGCUUCGGCUUUGAUGACAUCUAUGCUCACUCUCUCUCGCCAAGGUUACGGUUGGCUUUCUGAAGGCAUUGAUGAUACUAGCUGAAGAUCAAGAAGCAAAACUUGGAUUUUGUUAGCUUGCAAUAAUGACUUGUGAUGAGUAGCAAGAGGAUGGAUUCAUGCAAAACUUCCUGUAGAACAUUCUGAAUGGAUUUCCAGAAGCAGCUUAAUUCAUCUUAUUGAUUAUGACUAGAGAACUCACAUUUACCUGUCUGAUUUAUACAUACACAUGCUUUAUAUGACAUUUCUGUGGAAACAAAGUUGUGCCAGCUUGUAGCUGCUAUGUGCAAUUGAUUCAAGAAAAGUUCAUGAAUUGUU